Messenger RNA from Colletotrichum lupini, 2703 nucleotides. RefSeq lists its product as uncharacterized. The transcript has 18 exons. The record is from RefSeq and is a predicted model, not a curated record. The coding region runs from base 1 to 2703 and encodes 900 amino acids. Lineage: Eukaryota; Fungi; Ascomycota; Sordariomycetes; Glomerellales; Glomerellaceae.
AUGCCUGAGCCCCUGGCUGUGAGGUUGAAGUUGACAAGGUUUGACGUUGGACUUGAGCCCCAGAUCUGGGGGGCACUAGGAGACAACCUUUGGAUCGUGGAAGGGGCGGCUGAUGGCGAUGCCGAAACCUUUUUCGUUCCCUCUCCUCAGAACCCUCCAACCCGCUCAACUCCUCAUCAACCCCUUCUCAGUCUGCCUAUCCAAUCGUGUCGUUUUUUGCGGCCCCAUCUUCCUCUGAUUCUGUUUAAUCUGGUCUGGUGUACCGAAAUCCUCUCGAGAUGCGGUGGAUGCGGGGCCCUCCUCCUGCCUCCAGAUGGUAGAUGGGUUGGUUGGGAAUGGCCUCACCAGUUCGGCUCAAAAGUCCUUGGUUGGCAAUACAUGUCCAACGCAGAGGCGCAGGCUACUUCAUUGGUGUGUAUCGACGAGGCGCACGGAGAGGGCGGCGUCAACGUCAACGCCUGGGAUCCAGCCCACCAGCCAGGCAAACACAAUCCACAUGGCGGGGAUGCUUCUCACUUCCUCAUCGACUCGACCUGCUAUCUUGGUCCUGGACUCCUGCACGUGUCUACCCUUGCCACGGGGCUCGGUGUUGCCAGGGCAUCCGUUGCAAACCUUUCUCAAUCUCAAAUAUCUCGAGCUAGGCUAUCAGAGGGACAAUACAACUAUCCAACAGGAACAGAGCGCCAUCUAGUGUUCGUCUGUUUCCACAGAUUUUCGAGCGAUGAGGCAGAUACCGUCUCACAUGAGCUGAGAUGGCCUGCACAGGGGCUCGGACGAGGGCCAGCGACAAGGAUCCAUGCCGCUAUUCCUUCCACGGCUAGGACCUCCCUAGCCCCCGUACGAAAUGUGACGGCGUUGCGACUGGCGGCACGUCAAAAGAGACGAGACAAGCAAGACAUGCACCUUGCGCGAACUACUGACGAGGAACAAGCGAACGUCCAUCAUCCGUCGCUUGGGGGCGGGCGCCGCUGCGGGGAAGGGCGAUCCCUCGCCUCUUGCCACGAGACGCCUAUAGACGAUGGCGCGUCCGUCACAAUUUCCAAGAUCAUCAAGUUGUCCUUCGGAAUCUGCUUCGAGAGUCCCUUGGUCCCCUCAUUCACAGCUGAUACGAUCUGCAAGAUAAAAGAGGGCCGUCUACUAGUCAGUAGUGCGACACUAUUCUUCCGAAGACAAGAAUGGCGCCAACCCGCAUCAGCUUGGGGCACUAGUCACAACCUUGAACCAAAUCUUCAACGCUUGGCUGCAUCGCCCCCACCGACCAAGAGUGCCCGCGGUGACCAACUAGCCGGUGGAAUAUGGUCGCUCCGAGAUGAUGAGGGACUACAGUCUACUGCGUACGCAGGCUUGUGGCCGUCGCCGUGUCCUUGCCCACCUCGCAUCACUGAGCUCGCCAGCGUCCCGUCAGUCCGGGGAGACCCACGUUCGUUGCUGAGCCGGUCCUCGCCGUCGAUCAAACGGGAUAUUCAGACUGACGUACAGCCAAGGGACGGACAUCGCGACUACCCCUCUGCAGUUGUCAUCUUACGAUGUCCAAUUAUAGCGGACAGGGUCGAAAAAUCCUCGCCCCAAUUCGCUUGCCACUUGCAGAUUCCCACGUUGUCGCGUUCUUCCAUUCGUGGCUUCUAUUCUAUGGUUCUCGAUCAUGCCACGGGUCUUAUCAGUCGACCGGCUUCACGGGUCUUGACCGACGUCAUGAGAGGCUGCCUUCGAGAAGUUACUGCUGAGGAUCACCAUUGCAAUCUUCUUGGCAUCGUUGCCACCUCCACCUGCAUCUCCGUUGCCUUCCCAUCCAAUUUCCCUCUGAGAAUUCUCCUGAACCCCGCGGCUUUGGGGGGUCAUCCAAUGUCAUCUAACAGCUUUUGUUUAUGGACUCGUCUGAAUGGGAGAGAUUUGUUUUCUCUGAGAGCGAGUUCACGGCAUCGCGGCUACGAUCUAUCCAGCCAAAACGAUGCAGACCGGACGACGAACGAGUCGGCGGCUUUUGCUGCCUGCCGCCAGCGUCUUUCGGUAUUCGCCCCGGGUAUUCAACAACAAGCGUUGGACGUAGAGAGCCGCUUCGUCAUGCAAUAUAGCGUGCCCGACUCGUUGACCUCGACAUUCGUCGCCUUGGCAAGGUCCGGUCCGCAUGGUCGCCAAUGCUACAAGAUGAUGUGCUGGGUGAGUCUUUUCCCUCGACUGGACGAUGUGGUGCCGUUCAUGGAAUACAGACGGGCCGACGAGGGAUCGACGGCGCGGCACCAGAUUUCUUCUUUCGGCGGUACUGCCGCAUUCUCGCUUUUCCCUAACCACGGCGUCAACGUCUCUGCCGCGUACUUCACACCAUACUCGGGACACAUGAUUCGUGGCCGAAGUCGAUCACACAUGGAAGGCUAUAUUCAGAACAUUAUCAACGUCGUUCAAGCCCCAUCAAGCGGCUCUUUCCUCCGGCGUCCGCGUGUCCGGCCUGAAUAUCUCGUGUGGUCGGCUGUCCAAAUAAGAAGAAACCCAUUCAAAAGCCAGCGUCUAAAUGGCCCACAAGGCCAGAUCCCAAACCCCGCACAAUAUCUUGGUCAAUGCUUGAGAGAAGAGGGCCGGCCGCUUGAACAUGUUGACCAAAGCUGGUUGUUUCCGCCCCCAACAGGGCCACCAACCCACCCGGGCCCGUCCGCCCUUUUGCCUAGACCUCUUGCAGAGAGGAAGCACGACUCGACGCACUAUCCAUGA